Messenger RNA from Penaeus vannamei (Pacific white shrimp), 1471 nucleotides. Lineage: Eukaryota; Metazoa; Arthropoda; Malacostraca; Decapoda; Penaeidae. The record is from RefSeq and is a predicted model, not a curated record.
AUGCUGCUGGCCGUGCUGCAUGCUGCUGCACUGAAAGAAAGGCAGCAUUUAGUGGCAACCUUGACACAGUACACCCAGGUUUCGUCAGUGAAAUCUUUUUACAUCUCUACCGAAUUAAAUAUGCAAAACCUGAUUUUUGAAAAAGCACAACGACGGCGUGUCCUUCGUCAGGGCGUCCGCGGCACCACGACGGCGCAGGGAGACUUCACGCCCUAUGGAUACGUCUCGCGUCCGGGCUCCACGCCUCUCAGCUACAGUUUAUGGGGUUCGAACGCGUCCACCACGAGUUCGGAGGAGUCGUAUCGGCGGCAAUUCAACCGAACACUUUGUCGCGUGGUGUUCGGAUGCGCUGUUUUACUCGUGAUUCUCGCCGUCUUGGGAAUCGUUGGCAUCGCUGUCUAUCUCGGAGUAUUAACAAAUGACGGGGAGGGAUCGGAAUACGAAGUGCGGUACAGAGGUCAGCUGAAGGUCACGGCGGGAGACACGUGGAUCCCCGACCUGGCCCGCCCCGCGUCGCCCGCCUUCAGAGCCAAGGCGCUCAAGUACGAGAAGAUGCUGGAGUCCGUCUACGAGAACAGCUUCCUGAAGGGCUCGCUGAGGAACGCCAAGGUCCUGCGCAUCCUGAGGAACCCCGAGAACAACCGAGGACUCAACCUGCACUUCAGGCUCGCCCUCGACCGCCGGAAGAUGCCCAGCCACGUCGAUAACACAGAACUGGCUGUCAAGGACGUCCUGCUGCAAGAACUGAUGAGCUUGGAACCUGUUGCGUUCCAGAAGGUUGCGAUCGACAUUGACUCGUUCAGAAUGGCGAGAGAGAGCAACGUCACCCGGACGGAAUCAGCUGCCUCCUCGGCGCCCAAGGAGGAGGAGGAGGAAGUCCAGGUGAUCAAGGUCGAAGGAACUCAGGAGUCUCCCGGAGGAUCCAUCGUGAUCAAGAAGCCCUCUGGCACCGCGGACCGCUCGCAGCAGGAGGAGAGCAGCACCGUCGCCAACCUGAUCUACCAGUUCGGCGCCUGGCGGCCCGUCAACCCCUACAACUUCCGGCCGUCUUCGCCCGACCCCUCGGCCGUCACUCCGGCGAACCCGCCCCCGCGCCCCCCGCCAGCACCCCCGCCCGCCCAUUCUACAACCCCACCCAGAGGCCAGCACGCCCCUCGAGGCCUCAGGAGAAGGACAAGGCCGUCACGCCUCCGCAUCGCACGACCAAGAGGACUACGACCAGCAGCACCACGACUACGGCUUCUACUACUACAACUACGACUCCUCCUCCUCCGCCUCCAACUACGACGACCACAACCACAACCACACCACCUACAACAACCACUACAACCACGACGACGACCACCACGACUCCUCGACCCACGACGACCGCAAGCGCGAGCACGUUGCAGUUCAACAAUCGGUUCGGAAUUCCCCUCGAGGACCUGGGCUCGAAGGAGAACAAGAUGACGACGAAGAGGAACCCGUCGAG